Gymnodraco acuticeps is the source of this 3815-nucleotide messenger RNA. It is a transcript of the gene trhr2, whose product is annotated as thyrotropin releasing hormone receptor 2. The record is from RefSeq and is a predicted model, not a curated record. Gene Ontology annotation, molecular function: thyrotropin-releasing hormone receptor activity. Gene Ontology annotation, biological process: phospholipase C-activating G protein-coupled receptor signaling pathway. Bases 467 to 1849 code for a protein of 460 amino acids. The transcript is spliced from 6 exons. Gene Ontology annotation, cellular component: membrane. NCBI's taxonomy places the organism in Eukaryota, Metazoa, Chordata, Actinopteri, Perciformes, Bathydraconidae.
CGGCUGCUCUCAGACGACACACACCGAGGAGAGCAGCGCAUUAUUUUGUGAAGACAGGUUCGGACUUGGAGAAGAUUCCGGAUUAAUUGACAAGCCGCAACUGGUAACUCAGAGGGGGCCUGAGUGGAAGUCCUGGGAUCAUUUUCAACAUUGUUUUUUCCCUCUACUUGAUUAUUUAAAAGCAAGAUGAAUGAUGGGUCACUAAAGGUGAGUGACAAAAGGAAAAACUAAGGUCAAAGACUUGUAACAAGCAAACUCCCAGCGUCUCCUCUGUAGUAUGUAUUGAUAGCUCAGCCUGUCAACCUGUUAGUUCCAGUCAUGUUACUCACAACUGGGCUGGCUUUAAUUAGAAGUUAAUGGUCUAUAUGAAGGGCAAAAACAUGGCAAAAUGACAUCAUUUUAAUCUAAUGAACAUAACCUGCGAUCAAAAAUCACUUUGGGUGUAAAAAGCCAGCGGCUAGCAGAUAUGACUAACAACGUGAGCUCCAGAAUGGACACCCCGACCAACAUCUCUCUGAGUCCCAGCGCCGCCGUCUCUGACUCGCUGGAGUACAAGGCUGUGUCAGUGUUCCUAGUCCUUGUGGUUUGUGGUGCGGGCAUCGUGGGAAACAUCAUGGUGGUCCUCGUGGUCCUAACCACCCGUCACAUGAGGACACCCACCAACUGUUACCUGGUCAGCCUGGCCAUAGCGGACCUGACGGUGCUGGUGGUGGCGGGGCUGCCCAACGUGUCCGACAGUCUCACGGGAACGUGGAUAUUUGGCCACGCCGGCUGCCUGGGCAUCACCUACCUGCAGUACCUGGGCAUAAACGUGUCCUCCUGCUCCAUCACCGCCUUCACCCUGGAGAGGUACAUAGCUAUCUGCCAUCCCAUGAAGGCUCAGACCGUGUGCACAGUGUCCCGGGCCAAGCGGAUCAUCGCAGGCCUGUGGUUCUUCACCUGCGUCUACUGCAUGCUGUGGUUUUUCCUGGUGGACAUUCAGGUGAACCAGGACGGACAUGUGCAGUGCGGCUACAAAGUCAAACGGGAGCUCUACCUGCCCAUAUACCUCAUUGACUUCGCCAUUUUCUACGUCAUACCGCUGCUCCUCGCCAUCGUGCUGUAUGGCUUGAUAGCACGGAUCCUCUACCUCAGCCCGCUGUCCACCCACCCUGACAACAGCGCCACCAGCCUGCGCCGCAGCUGCCGGGACACCUCUGAAGCUGGGAGGAAGGCGGGUCGCCAGAGCCGGCCAAAGAGCGCCCUCUCCUCCAGGAAACAGGUGACAAAGAUGCUGGCAGUAGUGGUGAUCCUCUUUGCUCUUCUGUGGAUGCCAUACCGGACUUUAGUUUUGAUCAACUCUUUUGUGUCCACACCUUAUCUGGAUGCCUGGUUCCUCCUGUUUUGUCGGACGUGCAUCUAUGCCAACAGCGCUAUAAAUCCUGUCAUAUACAAUGCUAUGUCUCAGAAGUUUCGCUCAGCCUUUCGCAGGCUUUACCGCUGCCAGAGACCAGAGGCUAAUCAUAGGACACUAUCAAUGAUUCAGACUGGCUUCGGCACCGUCAGAGACCCACGAACCUCGCAGGCCGAUAGCAAUAGAACCAAUGAAAAGGCUAGGAGAGACCUAAUGAAAACUGCAAUUGAGAUGACCUCACAGCAGAAUGGAAGCAGCCACCAGGAGACAACAACUGUCAAUGGCAAGGCAGCAGACCAUCCCACCAACACGGGCCCAGCUGCUCUCAGAUCUGUUGGGGGUCCAGCUGAGACGGCUCUAUCUGGAGAUCAGGUGUUAGGUUGGCCUUCAUUAGAUGAUACUGCAGUUCAUUUAGCAGACAGACCUGCAGCCGACCAUCAGCAGGAGAACAUUUAAGUUUCCAUAUCACCAUAUAAUAGGAUACCUAUGAAUUUUUAAGUACACAAUUUAAAUCCAACAAGAAAGAAAAGCUAUCAUUCUAAUUGAGCUGGUUCCAUCUGGUGACUUCACAGCCGUAGACAACUAAUGUAUAGGAUUCGCUUUAUUGUAAAGACAAAAGAAAAAAAGACCUGUGACUUAGAAUAUUGAAUGAUUCCAAAAUAAUAAUUUGUUGCCACUCAGGUCAAAUUUAACGAACCAAUAAAAAACGAAAUAUGUUUUGUUUUACUUACUGACAAGCUGAAAGUCAGUUAUUAUGAAUUGAAGGACAAAGAAGACCGCAUCUACUGCAAUUUACAAAUGGUGUCAUCCAUAUCUUUGAAAGAAGAAUUUGACGUGACAAACAAAAAGUUAGACAUUAUUAUCUUUCAACAUAGCUGUCCCUAUUUCAAUCACUCUUUUCUAAGAUGUUUAUCAAAGUAUAUCAAAUAUGCAUCAUAACCAUCAUGUUUGAGGUCAUACAUGUGACAUUUAUUUAUUUUCCAGCCUACUUUUAAUAACCAGCUGUUAGCUAACAUUGACCGUUUUGAAGAGCAGCACACUGCUUCAUCGGCAUAAGUCGUUUUUCUUUAUUUUUUACACCAGCAACAUUGUCAAUGUCAAUUCACACUAAAAUAAUAUUCACUUAUUGGGAAAAAUGCAUCAGGAGAUGUUAUUUGUGUGACAGUCAGACAGAGAAUGACUACUUUCCAGCGGCAGCUGCCGUUAGUAAACAGUAGGCUUAACCCCAGUGUUUUUUCAAAGAAUUUUUUUACUUUUCUGUUUUUGUAUUACUGCUUUUGUUGUUGAUACGCUGUGUAUUUUAUUGGGGGCGGUGGGGAAUUGUGACCGCAUGCUUUGUUGCCGCCUGAACGGCCUGCUCUUAAUCCAUGUAAAGCACUUUGUUACUUUGUUUUAGUGCUGCAUAAAUAAAGGUAUUACUAUUAUUAUAAUAAUAAGAGCAACAUAAACACAGCUCUAAAUGAUAUUCUUUCUGGUUAACCUUGACGUCAUGACUUGGCUCCACUCGGGCAAUGUGCGGUCGACAACCAAACUGGAUCUCAUUUGGUUUGGAAAUUGAACCAACUGCAAACAACUAGCACCAGCACGGAACUGAUUUCAGUGGGAAAGGGGUGACAGUGACCAUAAGCGUUCAACCUUACAACAACUAUUCUGAUGAUUCAUAUGUAAUCGUGAACAGAAAUACUUCAUUAUUUGAUGAAAGUAUGUUUUUUUUGUACACACUAUGUCAGUGUAAUGAAAUGGUUUUCUGUAGUAAUUAAAUGACAUAGUAAAGCAUUCAGUUACUUAAAGAUUCAGAUCUUUAUGGCACUUAUUUGCUUCCAUAACUUAUCCCAUAAGUCAGCCUACCCUUUAACUGAUGAGAACACUAACACCAGUGAGCAUGUCUCCUUACCUUUAUCAUGCUAAUACUUUAGCAACUUAGCAUACACAUGUGUAUUGCAUACUGUGCAUUGUACGUGUGGUUAUAUUAGCUCUGUGACAACACUAAUGUAAAUCACUUUUCACAUGAGGCUCAUGAGGAUUUAUUAGCCAGGACUAUUUUGAUCUAGUUGGCAGCGUGUCAAACAUGCACUAGGAAGCUAUGUAGUGUUUUUACAAGGAGGAAUAAUGGAAAGUUUAAAUAGUCUAAACAAAUUAAACUCUUGAAUUACAUGCUGCAUGUAAAUAUGUCCGACUGUUCUUCAUCCUUUAUUUGGUGUAGUGAAAUGAUGAUGUACAUUGCUGUAAGUGAUAUUUAAGUUAUGAUGGUUUUUGUUUACAUUUUACUUUGGAUUUGUGAAACGUGACCCUGCUGGGUCUACUUCAAGGUUCUUUAUUUGUCAAAAGAACAUAGCUACAGUGUAGUUAUGUCGAUGAAAAUCUUAGGUCACAGGCUUCUCCAACAGUGCAACACAAAACACAGAUAAACAGAAAGAUAUAG